AUGUCAAGUGAAGAAGGAUGGAUAGCUCCCUUUGAAGAAGAACUGGCAGCUAGUCAUCCGUCAUCGACUUUACAAAGAGGUGGAUUCGAUCCACAAGCUGGAAUCUACCAUUCAUUACACAAACUCAAAGGGACUAAUCAGAAGAUCCCAAUUAGGCCUAAUCUUGAUACAGCUGCAUUUGUUCUAUCACAGUUCCCACCUGUUGGCCAAGCUGAGAAACUCGUUGCGUUCAUUGAUUCAGCUACUAACCAGAGAGUCACGUACGCUCAACUCAAACUAUCCAUCUACAAAUUGGCCACAGGUCUGUACCAUGGACUUGGGGUGAAGAAGGGUGAUGUUAUCUUUGUCCUGUCACCAAACUCUCUUUUGUAUCCAACCAUAUGUCUUGCAGUACUCUCUAUUGGGGCGGUCCUAACCACAGCCAACCCGCUUAACACUGCAUCAGAAAUUGCAAAACAAGUAAGGGACUCGGGUGCAAACCUUGCCAUUGCCACCCCAGAAGAGGCGGAUAAGCUGCUUCCAACCGGAGUGCCUACCCUCCUCACUUCGCGUAGUAAAGAUGGUGUUGCACUUUCAGUUGAGGAGUUGAUUGAUUGCUGUGAGCCUCUAGAAUUACCAUCAGCUCGGCCAGCUCUUUCGGACACUGCUGUCAUACUUUACUCUUCAGGGACUACUGGAGCAAGCAAGGGUGUAGAAAUAACCCACUCAAAUUUGAUGUCCAUUGUGAUACUCCUCAGGUGGUCUGCAGAAGUGUCAUCAUCUCUGGAUGAUGUGUUUUUGUGCUUCAUUCCCAUGUUUCAUGUCUAUGGCCUUGCAUUUUUUGCUCUGGGGUUGCUUGCUUGUGGAACGACUAAUGUGGUAAUGCAGAAAUUUGAUUUCCAAGCAAUGCUGGAGGCAAUUCAAACUCACAAAGUCAAUAACAUUCCGGCAGUUCCACCAGUGAUACUUGCCCUGGUUAAGUACGACCAAGGUGGUUAUGACCUGUCAUCCUUGCGAAGGGUCGGAUCUGGGGCUGCCCCGUUGAGCAAAGAAGUUACUGAUGGGUUUAGAAAGAAGUUUCCUGGGGUGGAGAUGAGGCAAGGCUAUGGACUGACUGAAAGCUGCGGUGCAGCUACAUUCUUUGUGUCAGAUGAACUAGCUAAGACUCAUUCAGGCUCAUGCGGACAAUUGAUUCCGAGCUUUACUGCCAAGGUGGUGGAUGUCGAGACUGGCGUGGCACUGCCACCGUUCAGAAAAGGAGAACUGUGGUUUAAAAGCCCAGCAGUGAUGAAAGGAUAUCUGGGGAACCAGGAAGCUUCGGCUGCAACAAUUAAUGCAGAUAGGUGGCUGCAAACAGGAGACCUGGGUUAUUUUGAUGAGGAUGGCUGUUUAUACAUAGUUGAUCGGGUAAAGGAGCUUAUCAAGCAUAACGGUUAUCAGGUAGCUCCGGCAGAGUUGGAAGCGACGCUUUUGAGCCACACUGAUAUACUGGAUGCAGCAGUUGUGCCGCUAGACGAUGAAGAAGCUGGACAGAUUCCAAUUGCGUAUGUGGUAAAAGCAGCUAAUUCUGAACUCACAGAAGAUCAGGUCAUUCAAUUUGUUGCUAGCCAGGUUGCCCCAUACAAGAAAGUUAGAAAAGUGAGUUUCAUCGAUGCCAUACCAAAGUCAGCAGCAGGAAAAAUUCUGCGGAAGGAUCUUGUUUCACAAGGAAAACAGAAAUUUGUAUCCAGAUUAUAA
Coffea eugenioides is the source of this 1716-nucleotide messenger RNA. Its product is annotated as 4-coumarate--CoA ligase-like 7. Lineage: Eukaryota; Viridiplantae; Streptophyta; Magnoliopsida; Gentianales; Rubiaceae. The coding region runs from base 1 to 1716 and encodes 571 amino acids. Gene Ontology annotation, molecular function: CoA-ligase activity. The transcript has 4 exons. The record is from RefSeq and is a predicted model, not a curated record.